Molecule: messenger RNA, 1054 nt
Organism: Thamnophis sirtalis
Lineage: Eukaryota; Metazoa; Chordata; Lepidosauria; Squamata; Natricidae
Source: RefSeq, a predicted model, not a curated record
AUGGCCUUCUGCAAAGUCUCCAUGGGUAAACUGAAGACCGUUGCUUCUCCCUUCCGUCAACACAGCUUAGCGGGAGUUUCUCGCAGCACCACAAUUUUGGUGGCCUAUCUGAUGACGGUAACCCACUUUGGCUGGAAAGAAUGUUUGGCCGCUGCCAAAGCUGUCCGUUCCUAUGUGAGCCCCAACUUUGGGUUUCAGAAACAACUUCAGGAGUACGAAACUACGUUGCUGCAGGAGUACCGAACGUGGGUCCAGAUGGAGUAUGGCAAGAACCCCCUCCCUGACCAAGAGGAGCUACGGCGGUUGCUGUCCCCCAAAGAAGAGAAAGUGAAUGAGCCACCAGCAGGACUCGGAGAAUCCAAAUGGAACGGGGCUCCCAGCCCAGGCGACCACCAGCCGAUAGGGUGACAGCAACACCAGCAGCCACCACCAAGGAACCAACCGAGGAGCAUUUGGAAAGAACCUUUUCGGCUUCUUCUUCUGAUCGAUAUGAAGAUCGAUAUGUUGCCUUCCUUUCUGGUCUUUCCUUGAAUGUGUUCAGACUCCUUGUGGGUUGGGCUGCGACAGUGGACUUCUCCAGAGGUCAACCUAAGUGCCUCUUGCCUGUCCAUUUGUAGGCUGCCCGUGUCUAGAAGAAGAAAAAUUGGGGGUCAUUUAAACAGUUUCAAGGAGAUGGGGGUGCAGUUAUCCCAAGUGUUUUGUUGGCUGAGAAGACGCAAAAUAUUUUGGAAAUUCUUGAGGGAUGUUCUCAAAAGUGACAUGGAAGAACACUUGAUUUGAACAGGUGACUAUGGUUGACAGGAGCAUCCAUCUUGGGAAACAGGUGAUUUUUUAAAAAAAAAUUAGUAAUAAUCCUUAGAAUUGGGAGUAAUUUCAGCUUUUGAGAAGCAGGUUUUAUUAGGUUCGCUUCGAUUGUUGUUUGAAUUAGUGCCCCAAAUUAGAUGCGCUGUGAUGGGAACAAUUACUAAGAUAAAGCCACCAAUGAACUUAAAUAAUGCAAAUCAAUAUGAUGUUUACAUGAACAACAAUAAUACCCAACAAUAUAAGACUGCCA